ACAAUAUUGUAGACGAGAAUGAAGAGCGCUCGAGUUGAGGAGGUGAACCCGACGCGUAGCGGUGUGGCACAGUAUUAUUUUUCUGCAUUCGUGCUCGAACCAAGAGCUUUAAACGUUUGUGUUUUUAAGCGGUGGGUCGUUUAGGAGCUGUCGAGAGAGGCUGAGCCGCUGUGUGUUGGGUUUUUGUCUGUUUUUGUGCGGAAAGCUGAGGAGCAGCUGUGUGUGUGUGGAAUAUUGUGCUCAGGGCUUUUAGGCUAAGUUACUUUACUUGUUCAUUUGGAGUGACAGCGCUUUGUAGAGGUCUAACAGUGAAGCCUGGGAGGCUGAAUUACACCCGCAGACUGGACUAAAGUGCUGCAGCCUGCGCUCGGAGCAGAUAGCCUUCCGCACAGUAAUGCUAAAAUGGACUUAUCGCCUAAAUAUGAGAAAUGUGAGUGACAGAUCGAGAGAUAAGGGUGAUGGAUUGAGAGAUAGGGAGUGACUUCAGUGUCACUUUGUGUGAGGAAGCUUCAACUUUCAGGCUCUGACAUUGAAGGGUGUUUUGGGGGGGGGGAUAUUUGUGUUUUUCCCUCGUUAAGCUGAUGUAAGUUAGGUUAUAUGUGCGAACAGUGAGUUAGUCUGACUGAAAGACCUGAGUGUGAAACGAUGGCGGACUCUGUGAAAACCUUUCAAGCCCACCUGACCGCCGUCAUGGACAGCCUGGUCCGCGCGUCGGUGUGCGAGAUCACCAAACUCUUCCAGGACACGGUCAACGACUACUUGGUGGAGAUUUCGCUGAACAGGAAAGAGAACGAGGCCCUCAAGUUGCGUCUUCGGCUGACUGAGAACAAACUGAGGAACGAGAGGAAAUAUGGCAUGGCCUGGGCUACGAACCGCCGAGCCGCUGGGCUGCUGGCCUCGGACGACCCGGGGGCCAAAAAACGCAAAGUGGACACGAGAGCCAAGCAGGGGAAGGAGUGGAGCGGUGGCGGCGGUGCUGCUGCGUGGGAGGAGGGGGCCGGAGGAGCGAGGGAGGAGAGGAGGGACGUGUUCCGAGUCCAUCUGCCAACUGCGAGAGAGGGAGAGGAGGAGGAGGAGGAGAGGAGACGUGUCUCCGGGGAGAGGAAGGAGGUGGCUGGCAUUAAAGAGGAGGAGGAGGGCUACAGGUCAGAUUCUCUGAGGCUGCUGCAGGAGGCGCUCCAGAUGAGCCAGACUGAGACCAGCUCUACCCACGGGGAGCUGGAUCCUGCCUCUGUUGGUUCUGGAUCAGUUGCGGGCGAAGCGUGGGAGGAGCCACCUGCUCUGUCAGCAGAACCUAUGAACAGUGGGGACGAGCUCAGUGGGCUCGAGACUGCUUUAAAGGCGGAACGUGAGCGGGAGAAGGCAGGUCCUCCUGUAGACAGUCCCUCACAAGUCAGGGGCGGAGCCGAAGGUGUGGAAUUUAUCGGCCUGGACGGUUUGUGCAGCUCUCAACAGGACGUUCCCCCGUCAACACACAAAGCAGAACCCCCCGACAUCCCGUCGGCCACUGGGAGCCAGAACGACGAUGAUGAGGGGGAGGAGUCGGGUCAAGAAGGCGUCGACCCUUUGCAUUUCUGUCCACAGUGCGGUGGAGGCUUUAACUCUGCCUCCGACCUUGCGGACCACACGUGCCCACUGGCCGAUGAGCGCCCGUUUCAGUGUUCGGUCUGCGGCCGGGCGUUCAGUCACGCCUGGAGCUUGAAAAGCCAUGAGUGCGUGCAGGUGGGUGAACAGCCACACCGCUGCGAACUCUGCGGCAAGCGCUUCACGCACUCGCGCUCUCUGGAGCGCCACCAGCUGGUGCACACAGGCGAACGCCCCCACAGGUGCCCCCAGUGCGGACGCAGCUUCAGCCGCCUAGGCAACCUGGAGCGCCAUCAGCGCAUCCACACUGGCGAGAGGCCGUAUGAGUGUGCCGCCUGCGGCAAGCGCUUCAGCCGCGUGGAGUACCUGAAGCGGCACCAGCAGAUUCACAGCGGAGAGAGGGGGGAGAGGAACCCACUGCAGUGUGGCCACUGCAGCCAGACGUUCAGCGACAAUGAGCACCUCAAACGGCAUCAGUGCUUCUCCAGUGCCUGACGACAACAGCAAGAGACCAUAGCCCUAAUGCUCCAUCCAGUCUUUAACCUCUUAACCUUUAUUUGUGAGUGCUUCCACACUUCCAUUCCUCAUUCCUUUUAAUGUAAUAAUACCUUAUUCAUUUUGCAUUGUUUUUCAUGUAGUUACUGAAUAAUAAGUCUUAGGAGAAGCUUAAGGGGUUAACAGUGAGGGGCUACUUUCUCAGACAUGUAUUAACCUUUAAUAUUUCUGACAUUUGGCAGAUACUUUUAUUCAAUGUGACAGUUUCUUUGUGGCAAGUACUAUUUGGAUGGGAUUUGUUUUCCAUGGGGAGGUGGUGUGAUGCCACUUUACCACAGGACGUCUGUAAUGUUCAUGGCCAGUUCACCUGGGAUAAGAAUUCUUGGUAUAAAUGACAGAGAUGUGAGUAGCUACUCCAUUUUUACGCUGCCUGUACUGCAGGAACGAGUAGAAAACGUGUCAAAAUGUUUAGCUGUCAUUCAGUUUACCCUUACCAUCUGUCUUGCUGUCUUAAGUAAAUGCACUCAUUAGCAUUGUUAAUAGCUUGAAAAUUCACAGCCAGCAGUAAACAUAACUGCAUAAAAACACUUUUAUCUGUAAUUUGUACGUUUUAAUGUUCUGAGUUGUACACUUGAGGUCAGACAGUACAUAUUGGCUUGAUUUUAGCCACAGAGUAAACAAUUCUUAGACCCUCCAUACUUAAGAAACUUCUAUUCCACAGAAUAUUGUACCAUCUUUACCAACAUGUUGAUUGGCACAAGAUUAAUACAACCUGAUAACAUCUGUAACAUAUUUAUAUGGUUGGCUUUAGAAAGUAAAAGGUGCUGGAAUCUUUACUGACACGAGAGCAUACAGUCUGUAAGAAUGACUUAUAUGGUGCAUUUGAAUGGGACAGAAAUCACUGAGAAAUGGCAGUAAAAGUUGCAAUAUCUCCCCAUCCUCAUGUAAAACUAAUCCCAUCUGAAUAGUGCUACUGAGAAGCAGGUGAAUGUUACAUUAAGUCUUGCCCAAAAAUUCUUAAUAGCGUGCCAUAGUGUUCUUGCCCAGGUGGGGAAUUGAAACCCUGGUCUGCCAUGUGGCAGGUAGAAGACUUACUCACAGUGCUAUACUGACUGCUACAUUAAAUCUAGUCUUGGAGUAAAUUGCAGUGGCACUGGUGUAUCAUUCUUUUAUGAUUAAGGCUUGGGAGACUGACCCUAGGCUUAUUAGUGGUGAACUUAAUCCUAAGGCUUAUUAUCCAUUACCUACUAUGAAUUACUAAGUAACUACUAAGAAAUUACUGUGUAAUUUAUGUAGUUACAAAAGUGAGGAAUGGAAGUCUGGACCCACUGAGGGAUUCUUACAGUUCAAGAGGUCAAAGAAUAUGUUAAACAUCUCAAUUAAAACAUCACACAGGAGCCAAUGAAGAACAGUAUUUGACAUGGCACAGCCACCAUUUAUCAUCGACAGACUACACUGUCUUGUGCAUUAUGAUUCGUAAAGGGGUCUUCAGUACACCUGUGUCAUUUCUCAUUCCAUAUGUUUCUUAUUUUCUUUCUUCAGCUAGAACGCACCAGUUAGAGCAUUUGCAGCCUACACUUUUCAUACAUAUGGACAAAAUACAAAUUACAGAUUAUCUUCAACCAUGAAUGGUCUAAUUUUUUUUGUAGUAGAAAUAUUUAAAAAAUAAUUAAAACUCAUACUCAAUACCAUAAAACAAAAGUAAGGCCUCAUCUGUGCUUCCACCAUCAUAUCAAUGUAGAACUACCCAGACGCAUCUAAGUUAAAUAUUUUAUCCAUGUAGAGCAUUUCUUUAGAUUGUGUUUCAAGCAAGAUCCUGCAGGUUUUCAAGAAAGAACAAUUGCAUGUAUACAAAAAGUUGUUUUCUCAGAUUUUUUAUUUUGAACCAAACUGUGACCCGAGAGUUUUGCAUACAGAACCUAAACGUAUCUGGUUGUGUUUUUUUGUCAUUUGUCAUACUUUAAAUAGUGACAAAUUGUCUUUUGCUUAAGAAAUUUACAUCAAGCUUAACAGUUUGUCUCAGCACUUUCCGUAGUACUGUGUCCAUAUUCCAUAUUUUUUCUGAUUUCUGACAAACUGAAGUGGUUCUGUAGGCCAGGUUUGUGGAAGUAUCAGUAUUUUUUUCAUUUUC
Molecule: messenger RNA, 4210 nt
Organism: Colossoma macropomum (tambaqui)
Lineage: Eukaryota; Metazoa; Chordata; Actinopteri; Characiformes; Serrasalmidae
Product: zinc finger protein 2
Biological process (GO): regulation of transcription by RNA polymerase II
Molecular function (GO): RNA polymerase II cis-regulatory region sequence-specific DNA binding; DNA-binding transcription factor activity
Source: RefSeq, a predicted model, not a curated record